AUCUCUCAAUCCUUGUGCAACUAUCGCUUUUGAAAAUUUGUAUCAUACACACACACAUGCAAUAUCAAAAAUGUAGGCGGCAGGUAUUAUUUUUGUAUAUGAGUUAUGAUCGUCGCAUCCUCCGCUAAGCGUCUUUGACAACAGGAAUUAAUAAUGCAUUAUUUGCAAAUGGAAUAGCUAAAUGUAAUAUACUCUGUGGUUUGAAGACGACAGGAACUUGAAGUCAUCUUACAUUAUGCCAUACUAAUGUUAAAAUGAAUGUUUAAGAAAGAAUACGAUAAAAUAAAUUAAAUGCAUCACUGCAAUCAACGGACCAGAGUUGUGUAUUACGUUCAGUCUCGUAUGGCAGUGGAGGACAUAAAAAAAUAACACGACAUGCUUUGAUACAUCGUUCGAGUUUUUUGCAUAUGGAAUGUGCGUCCCCAAAGAAGUAUGAAAAAGUUGACAGUUUUUUGAAGAGGUAUCUGCCACAAUCUCGUUACACAGGAGUUCGUCUGAUUGAGCCGUGUGUCGCUGUGUCCGACGUAUACAACAAGCAGUUUAAGUUUGUUGUGUUAGCAGACGAAUGGCUGUAUGUUACUGAGAACCCACCGAAGACCGCUAAGGAUAUACAAGAGGUCACAAGGAUUGUGGACAUAAUUUCAGUCGAACUAAUCAAUGAUGUUCCCGAAUUCCUGGGUGGAGAUUUGAAAUACAAGACUCAUCAUAUUUUAGUGACUUACAAGAAGGUUUUAGAAUCAAACGUUACAACUCAACUCAGCACUAAGUCGUCGUCAAUUUCGAUGUCAAAAAGCCUUCAAGAUAAUGAGUUCAGAAACCUUUCCAAAAAAUCUACCUCGUUCGAUAAGAAAGGUAAUGAUGGUGAAAAUGCUACGCCCUCUGGUCGGAUAUCGAGAAAAAUUAAACAAAACUUGUCAAAGAGUUUACAAGAAAAUGAUUUAAAGCACUCCACGCAUAAAUCCAAUCGCCUAGGUGAAUCAGAUUCCAGCCCAGGAAUGCAAGGCAACUUGUCAAGAAGUCUACCAGAAAAUGAAUUACAACAAGAACUUGAAGAAGAAUAUUUGUUUGGUCAAGACAAAUCAAAGAAUCCCAAACACAAUAUGUCACCAAUUUUAUCGUUACAGAAAGGUCGAGUGAAAAAGAAGAGCAGAAAUUCAUUGCAUGAGGAUGAUAUCAACGAUAGAACUCGGGUAGAACAAAAUAUAUUAUUACCAAGAGCUGGAACUUUGCAAAAGACCUCCGGACAAAAAUCUAAUACUUCUAAUAAGCUAAGUUUAUCUGGUCCAAACUCGGCGCUGUCCGAUGAGGGCAAUCAUCAAAUUGACAGACAAUAUGAAAACUUUGAAUCAAACCUUCUACCAUUACACCAUUCGUUUUCAACUAUAGAUGAUUUCAAACAUAAAAAUAGCCCGACCAGAUUGACUGUCAGCGCAAGCGCCGUAGAUCUACGAGCAAUGAAAGUAAAAUUCGACUCCUCAGUUAAUUCUGGCUCAGAGCCAAACUUGACUUCUACACAAAAAAGAAGUUUAUUCAGUUGGUUUAAAGGACGAAGUGGUUCCAAGAAUGCGGGGUUGGACAAGAGUUCCGGACAGUUUUCUGGUGAUUUUGAUGAGAGCUUGGUAGAAGAGGGUUCAUCAGAAAUCAAUCUCUAUAUGACACUGGAUGAUAGUGUGAUGCUAGCGUAUCUUCGUAGUACUUGGGAGAACUGCUUAUUAAAUUCAUCUGUAAAGUUUGCGAAAGAAGAAAGAUCGCCCAAAACUGUUGUUAAAAACAAGCCGAACAGUUCAACGGUCACAGCACUAUUUGAUCAAAUAGAAAAAGAAAUAUUGAAUUCUGAAGAUUUUCAAGCAACGUUCGAAUUGGUUCAUGAAUUACAUACAGCGUGUCAAAAAGAUGUCCUGGUUAAAAAGUUAUUUUGGCAGUCCCCAGAUUUGUAUGUUUUCUUGGUCAAAAAUAUCAACGACUGUAUCAAGAAAAAUCACGAUGUUGAUGAGCCAAUGAGAAGAAACAGAGCUGAUGAACUGGAAUUUGUUCUUCUCCUUAUCGAGUGUUUAACUGAGAUGUUCAGGGAAACAGAACUCCUUGCAUCGCGCAUGAUUCGUCUGAAAAGCAAGAAAUACUCCGUGGUACGUGAUCUUAUCCUUGCAAGUAUUACGUCCCCUGAGUUAACUAAGACCUCGUCAGUCGUUGAAACGCCUGACAUAUCUGAGGCAGCUGAGGUGUUGUUGACAGGCAAGCUUCGAAAAAAAAAGGAGACGAAGGAAAAAUCUUCGCAAGAUACUGAGCUUGAAAAUAUUUCUAAUGAGCUGGUGAAACACCAAAUUGCAUUGUUACAUGAACUGUUUAUCGUUGCUUAUCAGGCCGUAUGGUUUCCAUCUGAUGAUAGAACUUUAAGUAUAUCCUGGAUAAUAAAAAUCGUAGAAUCCUCGACAACCACGAAAAGAUUUCUACAGGCCUAUAUUCAACAAGUGAUGGAGAUUGUAAAGAAGGCUGAAGACGACUACCUGACGUCAGAUGAUACAAGAUCAUUAUACACAUUGUUCUCUGUUCUCAAAACUCUCCUGCAACAUAGUAUAAAACUACGUAAACACAUUCAUGAAUAUUACACUGAAGAAUUCAGGUACUACAUCAAACCACACUCAAUUUCAAAUUCCCUUCCGGAAGACUGUCCACUUACAUCAUCUACAAGAAAAUUGGUUGACGACGUCAUUGAUCUCGUGACAGAUCUUCCUAUGGACAACCGACGUCCACCAAGAUGACGUCAUGCAACGCAAUAAUGUCGCAUUUUUUGUAGAUAACUUCAAAUAUGGCUGUAUUGACACUAUGGCAUUAUCCCUCUUUCCUCCGCCAUUUUGAAAUGACACAAGGAAACUCUCAGUAAUAAAGAUGUAUAUAAUUAUCUGUAAAUACGGACACUAAAGAACUGACAGAAACACUUUCAGUGAAAUGUUCUUUUAAACUUUUUGAUAGGUACAGAAUUGACGUUGAACGAGACUGUUUAAGUCUAGUCAUUAAGUCUAUAAAUUAGUCGUUCCUUGGUACCAAUGCAAAGAGGCCUAAGGACUUUUCGAGUGUGGCGUUAGCCAGCAUGGCAGCAGCAUCAUGUAUUCAUGCUCACUGACUGUAAAAAAAUUUUCAAAAGAAAUUAAUAAUAUAGAAUAUGAAUACAUGAAUAUAUCCCUCCUCCACUAACGCGCUGGCAACGCCACUGUUGGGAAGGAGGUUGAAUUCAAAGCAGUUGCCAGCCCUUCUAUCAUGCCCAAAUAGCGAGACGAAUGUUUAAAACACGCAUAAUGAUGUAAACACGCAUAAUGAUGUAUAUUCGAAACGCAUCUACUUUAUCGCAUCUACCCCUAGGUUAUUAAAUGCAUUAGAGUUCAUCGAUUAGUAACAGAUCAGAAAGAUAGAUCAGAAUCAAAGGUUAACUUUGGUUUACUACUUUACUCAGAUUGGACUACGAUACAAAGGAAUUUAAAGAAUUCUUACAUGACUUCUUACAUGAAUUCUUACA
Dendronephthya gigantea is the source of this 3511-nucleotide messenger RNA. RefSeq lists its product as uncharacterized. NCBI's taxonomy places the organism in Eukaryota, Metazoa, Cnidaria, Anthozoa, Malacalcyonacea, Nephtheidae. The record is from RefSeq and is a predicted model, not a curated record. The transcript has 11 exons. Bases 408 to 2759 code for a protein of 783 amino acids.